Messenger RNA from Lithohypha guttulata, 939 nucleotides. RefSeq lists its product as uncharacterized. The record is from RefSeq and is a predicted model, not a curated record. The coding region runs from base 1 to 939 and encodes 312 amino acids. Gene Ontology annotation, biological process: regulation of DNA-templated transcription. Lineage: Eukaryota; Fungi; Ascomycota; Eurotiomycetes; Chaetothyriales; Trichomeriaceae. The transcript has a single exon.
AUGCCUUUCACAACCCCACCCAAAAACUACUUCCUAAUCCUCUUUCCUGGCUACCAACUCCUGGACGCCGCCGGACCCCUCGACAUCAUCGAGACAAUCACCAAGCACCCGCCCAUCAACGGCCUCGACACAGACGUCACACUCACCGUCCUCGCGGAGACGCUUUCCCCGCCUCCGACCGCGCCAAUCCCUCCGCGGGGCGCUAGCUAUACAUUUGACCUGAGCGGGCCGGAGAUGCAGACGUUCUUGAGGACGGAUGGCAGUGGUGGUGUGAGGGGGGCGCGGUGUAAUCCGCGCUUUGCUGUGGAUUUGACGUUUGAGCAGGCGUUGGACGGGUUAAGACGCGAUGGGAGUGUGGAAGUUGAGGUUCCGAGCGCGGAUGGGAGUGGAGAGUGGGUUGUUGAGAAGAGGGGUGUGGAUGUAUUGCUUGUUCCUGGAGGGGUUGGGACGAGGAUGGAAAGGGUUGAGAGGGGGAGUGGGGAGAGGAUGUUGAAUGUCAAGCCUAGUGUGAGCUUUGUGGAGGAGGUGUGUCGAGGUGGUUGGGUAAGAGACGCAGUGUUGACUGUGUGUACGGGGAGUGAUUUGUUUGCAAGGACUGGGCUGUUGAAUGGACGAAGGGCGACGACAAAUUGGAAUGCGUUCGAUAAGGUUGCGGGGCGGCAUAGUGGUGUGAAGUGGUUGAAGGGACGGAGGUGGGUUAGGAGUAAGCCUGAGGAGAUGGGGGGCAAAGAUGGGAAUGAGAAGGAAGGGUUUGAGAAGGAGAUUUGGACUAGUGCUGGAAUCAGUGCUGGUAUGGAUCUGAUGUUGUGGUUCGUUGCGGAGGUUUAUGGAUACGAUUUUGCCAAAUCGCUUGCGAGGAAGUUGGAAUAUGAGUGGAGGGAUAAUAUUGGGGAUGGGGAGACUGAUCCUUUCUAUACUCAAGAAGAUAGCAAGCAUUGA